Stereum hirsutum FP-91666 SS1 is the source of this 399-nucleotide messenger RNA. RefSeq lists its product as uncharacterized. The transcript has 3 exons. Lineage: Eukaryota; Fungi; Basidiomycota; Agaricomycetes; Russulales; Stereaceae. Bases 1 to 399 code for a protein of 132 amino acids. The record is from RefSeq and is a predicted model, not a curated record.
AUGUACCCCGUCGUGACUUACUGUAAGUUAGACGAACUCCUUCGAGCUCCAACUUGCUCCAUCGAAAAGCCCGGCGCAUUUCAUCUCCGUCUCUCUACUGCACAAUCACCCGUCGCUCGUUUCCCCAAGCUUGCCCCAUUACUCCAUUCCUUCGUUCCUCUCACCGAGACGACAGGCUCGACUCUUUACGAGGAGACUCUGAGUCUGAUGAUUGACUAUCCCGACCGCGACGACACUGAGCUUCGUGCGGUCGACUCCGUAUGGCUGGUACUAGACGUAAAAGCGCGGUCGUUCGACUCGGACACAGACGCAGGCCAUUAUUCGGAUUCCGAUCUUUCUCUCGAGUUCGUCCCCUUUCGACCGUCCUAUGGCUCAGCGCUCAACCUCAAGCCCAAGUAA